Messenger RNA from Cercopithifilaria johnstoni, 1755 nucleotides. The record is from the annotation of a GenBank genome assembly. Lineage: Eukaryota; Metazoa; Nematoda; Chromadorea; Rhabditida; Onchocercidae.
AUGAAAGAAGCAGAAAAUUUUCGCCUUUUGCGUGAGCAGGCUGAUAAGAUAUCACCGCGCAUAUUUGACGACGAUCACAAUCCAAAACAUUCUUCCGAUGCUGCAGGUCCGAUGAAUAUGUCUUCUGACCCGACUCUUCGAUUGAUAUGGAUGGAUGCUAUGGAUUUGCGUGAAUUACAGGACCACUCCGAACAAAGCGAAUUCCUAGUGCUCAGAAGACUUCUUGGAAUUGAUCGAAUAUCGUAUGAUACCCUUUCGCGAUAUCACAUUAAAGGACAUUUGGAUAAUUUUAUGAGGGCUGGAUUAUGUUAUCCAAGAUAUCGAGGACCAAGCAGUCGUGUGCGCUUACCAGCGGGGUUAAAAGUUAUUCGAAAAUUGGGUAGUGAUUGCCUGGAGAAGGAAAAUUAUCCUGGAUCGGAUAAUGAAGGAAAAUCAUCGUUUUCGGGAAUUUUUGGCUAUCACUUGGUCACUGCAUCAGAUCGACGUAUUAUACUGACCACUAAUGAACGUGAUACUCUGGCGGUAUUUGAAGCCACCGGUGGAAUGCUAUGUAUAGCGCUGCCCAAGGGUGAACAAUUGGAUACAAGUGUUCUUCCAUACUUGGAAGAUUUCGAUAUGGUUUACCUUUGGUUUCCCUAUGUUCAGGAAAAGUAUGCGAAGGAUUAUGCAUCAUUGUUGAAUGCUAAUCGUUGCUUUAUCGUUGACAAUCAUGAGCGCCCAAUUGAACUGUUACGUUCUGAUCGUAGACGUGAAAUUAAUAAAGCAAUUCGAGAGGAGUCAAUUCGUUUACGUGGCAGAGGAUUUCGUUCAUUAAUUGAUGUACGAAGUGAACUGAAGUCCGAGCUGGUUAAGGAUCAGAUGAAAAUGAAUGGCGUUGCACAGUGGAAACGAUUUGAUUUGCUGAACCGAUUCAUGCGUGGAUUUCGACCUGGAGAAAUGACUGUUAUAACGGGAGGUACGGGCUUCGGCAAGACAACAUUUCUUUGCGAAUAUGCUCUUGAUCUUCUUGUUCAGGGGGUUCGUACUUUAUUCUGCAGUUUCGAAAUGCCGGAUGAAAAAAUUCUGAAAUGGAUGCUCGUGCAAUUUGCGGCUUUUGUUAGACCAGCACAUCUUCGGAGUAUGGCGAAAUCUCGAACGGUUCAUAAUGGAGUGAAGUUACCUUUGUACAAAGUAGAACAUCACCCAGCCGUUGAACUAUGGAUUGAUCGUUUUGAACGAACUAAAGGAGAAUUGAUCAUUAUGAAAGCGGAUGAAUUCCGGAACCGUUCCGUCAGUCAAAUAGCCAGUGCUAUCAGAAAUCAAGUUGUAGCAGGUGAAAUCGAACAUGUUGUCAUUGAUAAUUUACAAUUUCUAGUAGGUCUUGCAAUUCUGAACGAUGAAACAGCGAACUCAUUCGAACGAUUCCAUCAACAGGAUCGCUUUAUUGGUUUGAUGCGAAGUAUUGCCACUGAUUGCAUGACACAUAUCACAAUGGUAGUCCAUCCUCGAAAAACUAAUAGUGGCGAAGAUCUCGACAUACAUCAUUUCGGGGGUUCAGGGCGAGUUACACAAGAAGCAGAUAAUAUUUUUGCAAUACAACGAAGACGAGAUGAAGCCGAUCGACGUAGAUUUCGUAAAUUUUUAUAUAUUUUGAAGAAUCGAUAUGGUCAGAGAAAAGUUGAGGAUGAUAUGAUUGAGAUGAUCUUUCAACCAGCCACAUACACACACACGUUGGUUGACCUAUCUGUAGGUCCGCUGAGCUCAUCCUCCAAAUGA